AUGCUGAGCAGAAUACUGGCGUUCCUGGCGCUUAGCGGCGUCAGGGCCCAGGACAUCGACUUUGCCCACGAAAAUGGCAUCAUUCAGCCGAAGAGUUGGAACCUCGCAAAAGUCGCAACUGUAACUGCCAACGCGACUUGCGGAGAAGACAACGCUGAUCAAUACUGCACUCUUUACUUCAACACCUGCGGAACUUGCAUCGCCAACGGCAGAGAUGGCCACCCGGUGGAAAACGUCGUCGACGGAACUGAAAGUUUCUGGAUGUCCCCUCCUCUCAGCAGAGGCGAGCAGAACAACAAGGUCACACUCACCUUCGAUCUCAAGCAACCCUUUCACAUUGCCUACGUCGUGAUCAAGUACGCAAUCUCUCCGAGAGCGAAGACCUGGGUUUUGGAACGAUCAGUUGACGGAGAAAACUGGGACGCGUGGCAGUACUUUUCUCAGGAUCGAUCGCAGUGCCGCACUUUGUUCGAUAAAGUUCCAACUGCUGAUGGAGAGUACGAUUCCGACAGCGAUGUAAUCUGCACCGAUGAAUACACCGAAAUCAACCCGGGCCAAGGCGGAGAAGUCGUCGUUUCAUUGGUGAAUGGUCGACCAUCUCAGGACUCUUUCUCCACUUCCAUCGAGUUGCAAGAAUUCACCCGAGCCACGAAGAUCCGAAUCCGUCUUCUCGAGGUCAACACUCACUACGGUCACUUCAUGUCUGCCGGCGACAACGAUCCAAAAGUCUUCCAGCGUUAUUUCUACGCGAUCAAAGACGUCGAAAUCGGCGGCCGAUGCGUCUGCAAUGGCCACGCCGACAACUGCGUAGAAAAAGACGGCGAGUACCACUGCGAGUGCCAGCACAACACGACCGGACGAAACUGCGAUCAGUGCGCGGCGAAUCAUGUUCAGAAAAAGUGGCGACCUGGAACUCCUGGAAACCCGAACGAGUGCGAACGAUGCAACUGCAACGGACACACUGAGACUUGCUUUUAUGAUGAAAAUGUUGAUGCCAACAAGCAGAGUAUGGAUUUGGCCAUGAACUAUGAGGGCGGUGGAGUGUGCCAGAACUGCGGAGAUAAUACUGAAGGAAAUAACUGCGAACGAUGCAAGCCUGGAUUCUGGAGACCUCAUGAUGCCCCUCUUAGUGAUCCUUGCCUUCCCUGCGACUGCGAGGAAGCCCAUUCCGAAGGAACCUGCAAUCCACACACUGGACAAUGCAACUGCGCUCCAAACUACGGUGGAAAACAGUGCAACACUUGCGCGCCCAAGAUCUUUUACUAUCCAAAAUGCGACCGUGAAUUCCAGUGUGAUGAAUGCUCCGAAGCCCUCCUCGACCGAAUCUUCCCCGAGACUGACAAGGUCACCCAGACCAUGACUCAGCUCAACAACGUCAUCACUUCCAAGCUCACUCAGACCAAGUUCGAUACUCUCGCUCAGGGCAAGGAUGAUAUCGAGCGAUCAAUCUCUCUCAUCAACGAAGGAAUGGAUCUCUACAACAACCACGAUGCCAAAAUGAGCUUCUUGCAAAAGGACAUUUGCGGAAAAGACGGUGAACUAGCACACUGGGUUUCUGUCUUUAUGGCGACCAAGGCUGCUUUCAAUAAAACCAUUCAAGACGGCAACAAGCUCCAGCAAGAGUUCGAGCAACAAGCUAUCCGAGCUGAAACAAUCUUGAACGAUUUCAAAGACGUCCAAAACAUGUCUCCAACUGAGUACGAGCGAAGAAUGAAGGACGCCCGACGAGAAGUGCAGGAGCUCCAGCAAAUCUACGCUUCGAACGUCUACUUGCCUCUUUUGAACUCUGCCGAGGCCGAGCGAGAUGAAGCCGUAGAUCUGCUCAAUGUUGUCAAAGAGCGAUUCGGAGGUGGAGAAACAACCGGACGAUGCCAUUCCAACCACCAGCCAGUAGAUUUCUACAGCCAACGACUUCACCCAGCAACAAAGGAUAACUUCAAGUUUACACCUGGAGAUAUCAACGCCAUCGACAUCGAUGGAACCUACCGACCAGUUGCUGUUGAAGAGCCAGAUUACGACACUUACGAUUCUGAGGACUACUCCGUUGACGACUUUGAAGAUGACUACAGUGAUGAUGGUUACGAUGUUGACGAAGAUGCUGUUGUUCCUGAUGUCAUCGAUCCUGAAGAUUAUUCUGAUUACACCGAGGAUGUCUAUGAAGCGCCAAAGAAAAUCGAUCCUCUUGGACUCGAACUCAUCGACAGCCCCUCAACUUACGAGAACGCCCGAUGCCCAACUGAUAAACAGCUCGCUAUCAUUCCCGAUGAGAACUCAAGAACCAUCGUCGAGGAAAUUCUCCGCGGCAGCAAUGUCAAAGAGGCAAUUAUCGGCCUCAAAGCUACUGCUUCUGUUCCUCCAGAUUCGUGGAAAUGGGAAUCUCCUCGAUGGAGAAGCAUUCCCGUCGAUAUGACAAUGUUCGCUGAGCCUUCAAAUGAUCCGACGAAGAAGUGCGUCACAAUGACCAAACGAGGUUUUGUCGCUGAGAAGUGUACCGAUGAGCUUGAGCACUUUGUCUGCCUCGGAAAAGAUAUCGAUCAGAAAUGGCGAUUCUUUAUCGAAAAGAACACUGAUGGCCUCAACUACAACGGCGCUCAAUUUGCUUGUAACUCUUCUAGCAUCCAGGGUUCGCCCAGAAUCGGAGCAGUUAUUCAUAUUCCAAAGACUUUCAUGAUCAUGAAACGAUUCAUGGAAGACCAAAAGCCUCCCGUCAACAAGGCAUGGAUUGGUCUUCGAUCUCAUGAUGCCAUGGCUGAUGUUCGAUGGCGAUGGGCCAAUGGAAUGGGCUGGAACUCGGCCCUUCUUGACGCUGUUGACAUCAACAAGAUGAACAAAGACGUUGUCAACGACGGUAAAACUUGCCUCGCUGUCAGCCAAAACAAUGGAAACAUUGAAUGGAAAGCUGUCCGAUGCGAUGAGCCAAGACCAUACCUUUGUGGUCGAAACCCACCACCAAACUCGUAUUCUCCAGCUCUUUCCCGAAGCAAGCGAAAUCUGCCCGUUCUUGUCAACUCUCUCCGUCGAGUCACUAGAAACUCCCUCGAUGAUCUCAACGCUGUCCAGGACCGACCUCAGUACAGCUACACUGAACUCGCUCCCAACAGUAAUUUAAUCAUGGUUAACGAUUAUCGACCAGGUGGUGACUACCCUCUCACUUCCAACCUCGUUGAUCAACUUGAAUGCGUCGAAUACAUAACAAACAAAGCUUCGAGCACUCACAAGAAGCUCUCCUCGCUGGAAAACCGAAUCCACGACGCGGAAGACAUCAACGCUGAAACCGGAGCUCUCGUAAAUAAACUCGAAGAGGAUCUCAAAGAAGUCUAUGACGACAUCGAGCUUAUCCACGAUGUCAACAGAAACAUCCAAGCGGGUUUUGACGCUAAUGAUGACACUGAGGAUCUUGCUGACAGCGCCAGUGCCGCUCUUGACGAGCUCGAAGACUACGAUUCGAUCGACUUCCGAAUCCCAGAGAUUAUCGAGCGAACUGAAGAUCUCAAGGACCACGACUGGCCAGAAAUCGAAAAGCAAGUUGGCGAUGCUCGUCUUCGAGCAAAACUUCUCCACGACAAGUAUCUCGAGCUUCUCAAGAUCUUCAGCAUUGCCGAUGGCGCUUGCACCUACCAUGAUAACGGAAAGGUCACUUGUGACGAUGUUCCCGGUCUCCACAACUUGGCCGCCAUUCUCUACAAUGCUGCGAAGAUGAUCGCCGAGGGUGAAAGGGCACUUGAAAAUACCGAUGCACAACUCAGCCGAUUCGAUGGAAACCGUGACAUGUACACUGAGCCAUGCGAUGCCGGAGAAGCCCCAGAUUUCAGCUCCUUCGAACAAUUAAACAAGACCUGGCACGGAAUUCAGGAAGAUAUUGCCUUCCUGGACCUUGCUAAUCUCAAGGACUACACGUACACCGACGAAGAUAUUGCUCGACUUGAUGCUAUCGGUGCCAAGAUCAAGGCUGUCUAUGAUGAUCUCAAAGACAUCUACCGAGGCAAAACUCCUCCAGAUAUUGCUGAAGGCGAUUAUGCCAAUCUCUGGGGCUUGGAAGGCGCUGUUCAGUUCAUGAAGAAUCCUGGCUGCUGGUACAAGGAUGAAGUUUGUGAGUACGACGUUACUGAUGAUGUUGAGCUCAAACAAUGGUUCGACAAAUACAAGGAAAUCAUAGACGACGCUAUUGCCAAGGCUGAAGAGACUCUCAACAAUGGUUCGAUUGUAAACACGCUGAGCAGUGCGCGUCAAAUCUACGAUGGAUAUAUCGCGCCAGAACAGAACAUUGCCGCGGAAGUAGGCGAGAGCCUUUCAGAGCUGGAUGAUCAAAUCAUGGAAAUCCAACACUUGAUCGAGUCGACAAAAUCUCUCCUCCAGCGAGUUCCACUUGAAAAAACCGCGCAAAAACUUUCCGAGUCUGAGCGUAUCUCGCCAAGCGUCGGUGAACUUGCUGACAGCCGAUUCCACUUUGAAAUCGAAGCCAAUGUACGACUUCAGCGAGGUGAAAACAACAUCCUUUCUUUCGGAAAUGAUGACUCUUUCGUCACCAUCGACACUGAACAAAAACAUGCUGUGGCGACUUUUGUCAAUGCCAACGCCGAGUUUGAGCUCCGAUCAAGCAUGCCAAUCAACAACGGAUUUUUCUACAAUAUCAAGUUUGCCAAGAUGGGUCGACGAAUCGAGCUCAUCACUACUUGCGCUCAAGAUGAUUGCGGAUCUGCCGAUGGUGGUGCUGAUGGCGAUCGAGAAGAUCAACGUCGACGACGUCGUCACAACCGAAGAAAGCGUCUUUCUCGACGAGUUUCUCGCGCUGCUGAUGCUAGCACUCCCAGUGUCAUGUUCCUCGACCCCGAGUACGCUAUUUGGGAUGACUUCAACAACAACAACAAGCUCAUAAUCGGUGACUACGGCGAUGAAGCUAUCUUCGGCGGUCUCCAGGGAGAACUCAACGGUGUCAGAAUCAACGGCCGAAUGGUCUACAUCUGGGACUUGGACAUCGAAACAAUGGAACCAGAGGACAAAAAAUUCGACAUUGUCUCUGAUGCUCUCGUCGAGCCAGCGAAGUGCUGGGCCGAUAACAACGGAAAAUUCCGAGACCAGGAGGAACUCAACAGCCUCGACUGUCCUUGCCUUUCCGGCAAAUCAUCUUACUUCGAGAUCGAGCAAAAAUCAAUUGAUCUCAGUUAUUUGAGCAAGAUCCGUGGUACAAUUCAGUACACCGAGCAUGGCAACGCUGAUAACUAUGUCGUGGCCGCGCUCUUUGGUGGAAAUUCUUACCUCCUCGUUGAAAAGCGAAAUACUGUUUUGACGCUGAGAAUUGCCACUGGCUACAGAGAAGAUGCUAAUGGAGAUCAAGUGGUCGAUCUUGACUUUGACUACACUGCGGAAUGGGAUUACUCGCCAUCGACUUUUGAUGAUAUCAGCACUAUCCGAUUCGGCUUGCAAAAGAAGAGUUCUGGCCCUGCAGAGAUUUACGAAGGCAAAAUUCUCCAAUAUUCUGAUCUCUACCGACCAUCAGCUGAAAAGCUUCAAGCUCUUGACAAAAAGUUCACCUUCACCAUCCCCAAGUUCCAGUUCGACAUUUUGAAGGACGAUCUCGACCAGGAAUCGAUGUACUUUGGUGGUAUCCCACAAUACCGACUUGAACCAAGAAUGAAGAGAGUUCUCACCAGACUCGGUCUCAUCGACGAUCUUGGCCAGGGAGGAGUUCGAGUCAAGUCCAUGCCUGCCUGCUUCAGCCGAUUGAAUAUCAACUCUGACGAUAUCAACAAGAAGGGCGAGAACAGAUUCGUCAAUGUCCUCGACGGCGCUGGCAUCUACCGACACAACCGAGAACCGGACAACAAAGAUAUCCGAGUUCAAACCGGACGCAACUUGGAAUCAAACACAACAAUUGCUCUUCCUGUCGGACUCAAUGCCAAGGAAAUGGUUGGAGACAAAGAAUUCUCUUUCGGUCUUUCGAUUGAGUCGCUAUCCGACGCUAGAAUCUUCAAAUUCGCCAACGGCGAAGUCAAGGUCGAAGAUGGCAACCUUAUCUUCGACAUCAACUCGGUUUCGUACAAUGGUGGCGCUGUUCUUGCCACUGGUGAUCCCUCCUCCACGGUCCUUGUCAUCAUGAAUGUUGUUGGUGGAAACACUGAACUCUUCAUCCUCGGCGAAAAAUCCGAUUUCAGCGCAGUUGCUGACGGUCAAGUCGCUGACUUCUCCGACAUGGAGCUCGGUGGAACUAAUCCUGGCGGCGAAGCCUUCGAAGGAGUCAUUCUACAGCCACGUCUGCAGACGAUUGGACAGUCGCAGCGAUACUUGAGCAACUUCAGAUGCAAAUCACCGCGUCAGAAUCCAAAACGAACACGACUCCAGCGCGAGCAAGACGACACUUACAAUUGCAACAGAAUGCAGUUCAACUAUUAUUACGAAGAAUAA
Messenger RNA from Oikopleura dioica, 6402 nucleotides. Lineage: Eukaryota; Metazoa; Chordata; Appendicularia; Copelata; Oikopleuridae. The record is from the annotation of a GenBank genome assembly.